Molecule: messenger RNA, 963 nt
Organism: Penicillium samsonianum
Lineage: Eukaryota; Fungi; Ascomycota; Eurotiomycetes; Eurotiales; Aspergillaceae
Exons: 4
Coding region: 1-963 (320 amino acids)
Source: RefSeq, a predicted model, not a curated record
AUGUCUGGUGGGAGAGAUAAGUGGGAGAAACGAUAUUUCAAGGUCGUCCGGAGAUUCGGUCAAGGGAACAAGGUCGAAGACCUCAUGAUUGCGAUCACCCAAGAUGUCCAACUCAUUGUCAACAAACAUGCAGUUAAUUCUGCCACACCAGAGCAAAAGGCCAUCAUCGACGAAAUAAAGUGUCUCCCGUCCUCAAUGUCUGAAGAAAAAAGCUCGCGUAUGAGUUUUAACACCCAGCGGAGGGGAGUCCUUGGUGGCAUGGGUGUUGCCGGCAAGACCCAGCUUACGAUCGCUUACGCGGAGUCACGGUCUCGAUCUUAUAGCUCGGUGUUUUGGAUGAAUACGGCGUCUGAGGCCGCAUUGAAAGAUAGUUUUCGAUCGAUUGCCGGCCUCAUCUUCGACGUUCAGGAUCCCAGACUCCUAGAGAGCAAAGUAAUUAUUGGACGUGUACAUCAGGGGCUGUCUGAUUCCACAAAUACAGGAUGGUUAUUGAUCUUUGAUAACUAUGACGACCUGAGCAUGUUUGAUAUCAACGAGUAUUAUCCACCUGCUUCCCAUGGGGCUAUCAUGGUCACCACCCGGCGCCCGGAUCUUGUUGCUGGAGAGAAACGCUGGAACAUUGACCCGCGCCGGCCCCUACAGCUACAGGAGUAUGACCUACAGCUACAGGAGUAUGAGGAGCGCACGCUCUACACGACCUGGGAUGCCUACUUCAAUAACCAGGGCCUUUGGUACAGGCUGUUCCACGCUGGCCUUUCCGAUAGUUCUCCCAGCUGGGUACGUAAAAUUAUCGCAGACGAUGUUAACUUGAAUGGAAUGAUGAGAAUCCUGACCGAAUGCUACUUCCUAGAAGUUGAGCCGGCGUUGGAAUCAUGGAGCAUGCAUAACUGCGUGCACGACUGGACAUUGGCAGUACUGAACAAGGAUAUCAAUACACAGCCAGCAUUAUUGGUACGCUGUUAA